GUCCUGCAGGAAGGGUCCCAAAGGUGCUUUUUCAUUCAUUCAUUCACUUGGGCCCUUUGGACUUGUGCCCAACUCAUCAUGGCUCCAUUUGGGUUUUUCUGGGCAAAGAUGAUGGCGCGGCUGGCGAGGACGCGAAGGCAAAUAAGAUGAAGUGACUUGUCCAGGGUCACACAGCUAGCAAGGCUAGAUUUGAACUUGGGUCAGCUGCUCUGGCCCCUGGGCCCCUGGCUGGCCCUUACUUGACACAAGAGAUAAUGGUGAGGUCAGAGAGAAUGACUUAUCUAAGAUCACACAACUUGGGAGUGGCAAAGCUGGGCCGAGUGUCUUCUGUGUGCCGGAGAUACCCUCAGGGAGCAGGCAUUCUGGAGAGGGAGGGGGCAGCACCCUGGAGACACCGACCCGUGAGGGCAAAGGUGUGGAGGUGGGAAAUAGAGGAGCCUGUCUGGAGCCGGUACCAACCUCCCACCCACAAUGCUUACGUGCCCGGCUUCCCUCAUGCCUAUUUCCCUCCUCUGGGUCUUUGUCUUAGCUGUCCCCCAUGCCUGGAGGGCCCUCCUUCCCCACUUCCUGGGAGCCCUGGUUUCCUUCAAGACAGCUCCGGAAGCCUUUCCCGACGGUGGCCUCCUCUUCCCAAACAGCCUCGUCUUCAGUUCUCAAAAUCCCGUUGUGUCCGCAGGGCACGUCCGCUCCCAGGGGAGGGAGUGAGGAUGGCUAGUGGGGCCACCAGUGUAGACAGCCUUUUCUAGGGCCAGGCCCCGCCGUCCUGGCUCCCGCCUCGAACUCUUUCCAUGGAGCCCUACCGGCUCCCCAUGAGGCACCAGGGAGUAGGUGGGGGCGGCUUUCUGUCACCCCAGCGCCGGCUCCUCCUUCUCCCAGAGGUGGAGUUCUGGAACCCGAAGGAACGGUGGAGAUCAAGUUCCGGAAGAAGGACCUGAUAAAGGCUAUGAGGAGGAUCGACAGCAUUUACAUGAAGCUGCUGGACCAGCUGGGGAUGGAGAACCUGUCGGAAAAGGAGCAGAGGGAGCUGGAGAGCCGCCUGCGAGCCCGGGAAGAACACCUGUUACCCGUCUACCACCAGGUGGCAGUGCAGUUUGCGGACCUCCAUGACACGCCGGGGAGGAUGCAGGAGAAGGGCGUCAUUACAGACGUCCUGGAGUGGAAGAACGCGCGCACCUUCCUCUACUGGCGCCUCCGCCGCCUUCUGCUCGAGGACGUGGUCAAGAACGAGAUCCUGCAGGCCAACAGCGAGCUCAGCCACAUCCACAUCCAGUCGAUGCUGCGCCGCUGGUUCAUGGAGACGGAGGGCACCGUGAAGGGAUACCUGUGGGACAACAACCAGGUAGUGGUGGAGUGGCUGGAGAAGCACCUCCGGCAGGAAGACGGCCUCCACUCGGCCAUUCGGGAGAACAUCAAAUGUCUGAAGCGGGAUUUUGUCCUCAAGACCAUCCGCAGGCUGGUUCAGGACAACCCGGAUGUGGCCGUGGACUGUGUGAUCCACAUGACCCAGCACAUUGGCCCGGCAGACAGGGCCCAGAUCGCCCAUCUUCUGGCCACUGUGGAAAGCCCAGCCUCCACCUGACCAGGGGCCGCUUGGGGCCGGACACUGUCCCGCCCGGGAGAGGACGCCCCCCCAGCCGAGGCUGCUGGCCGCCGCGGAGCCCCCACGAGGGCUCGGUGCGUCCCCCCCGGGCAUUUCUGGGGGGCUGGAAGAGCGGGCAGCUCCUCCGGCCUCUAAAUAAAGGGCAUCCGUGUGACGUUUUCAUGCAGAGACGUCCGGCCGCCUGGCGCCGGGCAGUCGUGUGUUUGUUUAGGCUGGGCUGAGGGUGCCGGCCUCCCGGGGGUGCCGGCCUCCCGGCCUCCCGGGGGCGCUUCUCUUUUUGGUCGGCUCCCCAUUUAAGAAUCCUCCUGGGCUGAGGGAAGGCGCCGGAGCUGGAGGCCGGAUCCAAAGAGGGCCGGAGCAAGCGGCCGGGUGCCUGCGUGCCCCGAGCAUCCGGGCACUUCGCUUGUUUUUAAUUUUUGUAAAUGAAGAAAAAUCAUUUUUUUCAAACAGCAAGUGAGAAAUCACUAGGGACAGCAGUGGGGAAUCUUAGCCUGUAAGCGGCCAUCGUGAGGAGGCACGAAGGGCCGCCCUGGCUCUGGGGCUUCUCCCAGAUCUCCUCCGUGGGCCGGGCGCUCCCCCGGCCUCCUCCCCCAGGGCCUCCCUCCCAGGCCUGCCGCCCCCCUGUGCUCCGACGCUGCCGUCCGUCCCGUCAGUGCCUUGUCCGCGGUGAGCCCCGCGCCCAGCUGGCACGCCCAGGUGGUGUGGGGGAGCAGAGGCCCCCCGGCUGCUCUGAUUGGCCGGAGCUGGGGCCCUCGGGGAGGAGGAGGAGGAGGGCAGAGCCCGGCUCUGGGCCCCCUUGACGCGUCGUGCCAGGCUCGGGAGGUCGCCUGAUCCGAUGGGCCAGAAGCGAGGGGCGAGCGGGGGUCCCCGAGGGGCUGGGCAGGGGAGGGGGCGGGGGCCGAGCAAUGAAGGCUUUUGAUUGUGGCCCGGCAGGCCGGCCGCCCUCUGAGGGGCCGUCCAGACCGGCGCUGUCGGGGGGCUGCCAAUAAACUGACCAUGUUUUCA
Molecule: messenger RNA, 2605 nt
Organism: Gracilinanus agilis (Agile Gracile Mouse Opossum)
Lineage: Eukaryota; Metazoa; Chordata; Mammalia; Didelphimorphia; Didelphidae
Product: acetyl-CoA carboxylase 2-like
Exons: 5
Coding region: 944-1579 (211 amino acids)
Molecular function (GO): acetyl-CoA carboxylase activity
Source: RefSeq, a predicted model, not a curated record